Molecule: messenger RNA, 1566 nt
Organism: Thalassophryne amazonica
Lineage: Eukaryota; Metazoa; Chordata; Actinopteri; Batrachoidiformes; Batrachoididae
Gene: cenpu
Product: centromere protein U
Exons: 13
Coding region: 1-1509 (502 amino acids)
Cellular component (GO): nucleus
Source: RefSeq, a predicted model, not a curated record
AUGGCCAUUAUCCCAAAACGAUAUCCUCUUGCAAGACAUCUGUUGGCAAAUUCUCAGCUUCACUACCAGGCUGUCUGCAAACGUGAGGUGAAAGUUCUGGACAUUGACACAGAAAUGGGAGAAGGCAGCAGAUGGUGCAGUAUGCUCCACAAACAGUUGAGGUUGACUGAAGAGUACAUCCUAAGGCUGGCCAAAUGGGAAAAAGCCAGCUGGAAGGUGUGUCCACAGAAAAAUUCAUCUUCAGAUCAUUUGGAUUGCCCAGACCUUUCCAACAUAGAGAGAGAUAGCUUCCUGAAGAGACUCCAGUGCGAUUAUGGCAACCCUCUUCACAGCACCGCCAUGGAAGACCCGAAUGUCCCAGAAGGGAUCUUUGAGAACACUGGAAAAGAGCGGAAUGACAACGCACCGCAGGAACAGAGUCGUGCCAGAAAAUCACAAAGAACUGCUGUGAAGAGGAAGCAGCAGGAGCGGAGCGAUACAGACGAUGAGAAACAGAGGAUGAAGAGAAACCCCAGAGUGAGGGGAAAAGCCAGCUGGCCUGAGAAGAGAAAGAAAGGAGCACCUGAUGUGGAUAGAGGAGAGGCAGAUGCCGUUCAGUCAUCUGAUCCACACCCCACAUCAACAGCCAGCGGACUCAGACAUUUGGUUGGAAAGAAACCUGCGAAGAGGAGUGCUGGGUGGAGGUCAGUAAAGACUCCUCAGAAGAGAGCUGGUGAAUCAGAUAAAGGAAAGUCAAGUGGCUCUGCAUCACAGGAGGACUCUGACAGCAGCUCUGCCCAGAGCCAAAAGCAGGUUCUGUCCUCUGAUGAAGAGGGUCAGGAGGAUGUAAGCUGGGUCUCAAGUCCAAAGAAGAGCAAAGUGUAUAAUUUAGUUAUGCCUAUGACGUCUUCAUUGAAAUCCAGGAAGUCUUUAUCGGUCAAGGGACCUGCAGAACCUCAGAAGGCCACUGUGAACCAGCAGAGGAGAGAGAGACGUGGUCGUCAGGGAGGAACAGAGUUGGAGGUGGUGCUGGAUGCUUUCUUGGAUUUCUGUGAUCAGUACAGGGAGUCUGUGGAGCCUACAGGAAUCAGACAGUCCAUUGAUUCUUUUGCUGCUCAUGUGAAGGAGCAACUUCUGGAAAAGAUCUCAGCGUGCAAAGAGCUCAGGGCUCUGAAGAGAGAAAAUGCUAAGGUGACCUCUUUGAUCCGAAUAAAGCAAAAAAGACUGCUGGAUGCCAAGAAUGAGCUGAACAAUGCAGAGAAGCAGGUGUCACUGCUGGAAAAGGAGGCGGCCAUGCUCAAGCUGCGAUUAGCUGACCUGAGAAGAGGCUCCACCUUUCUGCGUGACAUUAGAGAGCUCACCAGACAAUACCUGGAAUACCGCCAUGUACACCCCAAAGAGAAAGAGACGUAUGGAGCCACCAGCUUACCCGCCCUGAUGCUGGAGGCCAAACAUAUUCUGGAAGCAGAGCAUCAGCUGAAAGGAAUCAACAUAAAACUGGAAAAAAGACUGAAGCAGAGUGGGAAUUAAUGUGCAGACACACACGUCCACAAAUGAUCGUGCACUGCAAUUCAAUCGUGAGACCAC